Scatophagus argus is the source of this 2962-nucleotide messenger RNA. Its product is annotated as UDP-glucuronosyltransferase 1-2-like. The transcript is spliced from 2 exons. The coding region runs from base 127 to 1731 and encodes 534 amino acids. NCBI's taxonomy places the organism in Eukaryota, Metazoa, Chordata, Actinopteri, Scatophagidae. Gene Ontology annotation, molecular function: UDP-glycosyltransferase activity. The record is from RefSeq and is a predicted model, not a curated record.
UCCUUAUGUAACACAGUAAUCGGGUUUGAAGUUUGAAUUCCAGUUCAUGCAGGCACUGAGCUUCACUGGUCAGGAGGAGAUUCACAAAACAUUUCUCCAUUGUUUGAGAGAUUUAAGAGUUAAUCCAUGGGGAGCAUCCCAGGACUUUCACUCCUGGUUCUGGUGGUGAGUGGGUUCGUCCUGGCCAGUCCCGGUGUCCAGGGCGGAAAGAUUCUUGUGUUUCCCGUGGAUGGCAGCCACUGGGUCAACAUGAACCUGAUUAUCCAGAGCCUCCAUGCCAGGGGUCAUGAGGUCACUGUGGUCCGCACAGCCACUAGCUGGUACAUCAAAGAAGAUGCGCCACAUUACCGCUCCAUCACAGUCUCCCUGCCAGAAGCCAUCAGCAUAGAGGAGCAGGACUUCUUUGUAACAUUCCUGGUUAAGAUGCUGAAGAUCAAGAAAGAAGGAGCAUCUCUUAUUGGCUUUGUGAACUUCUACUGGGAAAUGCUUGGUGCGUUGUCAAAAAUCCACCAACAGGCCAGUCUGUUGGGGGUAGAAAUAUUUGAGAACAAGACUCUAAUGCAGAGUAUUCGUGACACUCAGUUUGAUAUGGCUCUUAUUGACCCAGGACUGCCUGUGGGAGUUCUGGUGGCUCAUGAACUUAAGCUGCCGACUAUAUUUAACGUGAGAUGGAUCACCAGUGGAGAAGGGCAUUUUGUGGUAGCUCCAUCUCCAACAUCCUAUGUUCCAACUUCAGGAAAUGCUAUGUCAGAUAAGAUGACCUUUGGGCAAAGGGUCAAGAACACAUUCCACUAUUUUCUCAACACAUGCAUCGACAAGUUUAUAGUAUGUCCUCACUACGAUAGGCUGGUGGAAAAAUACUUUGGUCCUGAUGUGAAGUUCUAUCACCUCCUACAAGGAGCAGACGUUUGGCUCAUGAGGGUGGACUUUGUUUUUGAAUUCCCCAGACCCACCAUGCCAAACAUUGUCUACAUUGGUGGUUUUCAGUGUAAGCCUUCUGAGCCUUUAUCGUCAGAGCUGGAGGAGUUUGUUCAGAGUUCAGGAGAGCAUGGAUUCAUCCUGAUGUCUCUUGGCACGUUGGUCAAAAGUCUGCCUAUAGAAAUUACUUCCGAAAUUGCUGCUGCCUUUGCCCAAAUUCCUCAAAAGGUCAUAUGGAGGCAUGCGGGUGAGCGCCCCAAUAACCUAGGCAACAACACCCUACUGGUAAAGUGGAUGCCCCAGAACGACCUCUUGGGUCAUCCAAAGAUUAAAGCCUUUGUGGCUCAUGGUGGUACUAAUGGGAUCUAUGAGUCCAUCUACCAUGGAGUGCCAAUGGUGGGCAUACCCCUCCUGUUUGACCAGUUUGAGAACGUUUUGAGACUGGAAACGCGAGGAGCUGCUAAGGUGGUGGAUGCAACCACAGUCACUCGGCAGAACUUUCUGGAAGCAAUUCAAGAAGUUCUUCACAACCCCUCCUACAGAAAUAACAUGAAGCGUCUCUCUGCUCUCCAUCGGGACAAACCAAUGCACCCUCUGGAAACGGCUCUUUAUUGGAUUGAGUUUGUGAUGAGGCACAAAGGGGCUUCACAUUUACGUACUGAGUCUUAUAAGAUGCCCUGGUAUGCCUAUUAUUCUGUGGAUGUUAUAUGCUUUUUGAUAGCAGUCUUGUUGAUGCUGACAGCCAUUACAGUGGGAUCAAUACGAUUUCUUUGCUUUAGACUGUGUAGGAAAAGAAAACCCAAGCAGGAGUAGUUACUGACUCCUCACAUCAAAUUAGUGCUGAUUAAAAUGAGCAAGUUAUCUUAGUGCUGGAGAUAGUUUCUGAGAUAUACCAGCAACGUAUCUCUAGGGAGGCCAAUGAUGACCUGCCAGACACUCUGACACACCACUCUGGUCCACACUGAAAUUAGUCAACAACUACCACAGUCCCAUGUCUCCAACUCUCCCCAUUUCUGUUACGCUCAAUCUCAACAUCGAAAAGAUGGGUGCAAACUCAGUUGUACAGAUAUUCAUGAUGACCAGACAGUGAAUUCAAAUUUAAUGACUUGAUUGUCAGGAUGGAUUAUAGCGGCAAAGUUAAAUAGGUAAACACGGUAAACAUUAUGCAGGCUUAAUAGUAGCAUGUAAACAGUUUUGCUCUGGAAGGUUUCUAACUGAACGAGAUGUCCCAGAAGUAUCAAAGUGGUGGCCAAGACAAGAGCUGGUUGAAUUCUCUGAACGCUAAGGAAAAACGCUUCAGUGCUUCCUUUCUUAUUUCCUUUAGCAUAGGAUACACUGGAGCAUCCUUUGCAAAAGGAAAGGAGAUAUUGCAAGUUUCUUUACACCGUGGUAGUUUCCUUGACCACAUGAUGUUUUCCAUCAACGUUGAGGAAAAGUGUUUUGGAAAAGACCAGUUUUCCUGAAGCUGAGAGCCACCAGCAGAGUAGGAAAGUUGGAAAAACAGACAAACACACAUUGAAAAUGUUUUUUGAGAGACAGCUGUCAAUGUUGUGAGAGUCUCACCAUCACAAAUCCUGAGAAUCCUGAGACAUCAUGUUCACGACAGACAGACAACAACAAAACACAAAGUAAACAUAAAGUAUUAAAAACAUCUGCACAGUUUCCACUGUGCCACAUGCCACAAUGGGGAAAAGUAGGCAGAUAGACUGACUUCUUUUCAGAGGAUGUCUGUGCUAACCUCCAACGGUUUGACUAUCAGUGGUUUAGAAAAUAUUUGAACUUUCUUGGCUGUUUCCUGUCUGUUUUAUGUUUUUAUCAGGAUCAACAUUUCAACAUGAAUGUAGUCUGUUAUAUCAGAUUUAUACUAAUGUAAAUAAAAUGUAAGAAAAGACAAACUGCCUGGCAGAAACUGUCUCCACUCCCUGCAGAGGACCAAUGACAAACUGGAUUCUGAUGGUAAAAUAUUGUUUUAUUUUGAAAGAAAAAAUGUGCACAAUCACCAUUAAUACAUAGCAGCGAUUGUAUACAGCACAGAUAGAGUCCC